Arabidopsis thaliana (thale cress) is the source of this 1165-nucleotide messenger RNA. Its product is annotated as RNA polymerase II elongation factor. The transcript is spliced from 2 exons. Lineage: Eukaryota; Viridiplantae; Streptophyta; Magnoliopsida; Brassicales; Brassicaceae. The coding region runs from base 111 to 821 and encodes 236 amino acids. The record is from RefSeq and is marked reviewed.
CUUACUAAAAAAACACAACGAACUCAAAUCUUCAAUCUUCAUCUUACUCUCUAAUUGCUUUCCUAUUCCGAUCUCUGUUUCUUCAUAAAGUCUCAAUCUUUUUUUUCUCUAUGGCCGGAACUAAAGAUUCUCAUGUAGUGGAGAUUCCAGUAGAUGAAGAGCAUAAAGAGAGACAACAACAACAACAGUUGGUUGCGGUCUCAAAUCCGGGAAUGGGAAUACUCAAAGUGAUUCAGCAGCAUCCGUUGUCUGAAAUCUCAGAGAGUCCAGGACAUUUGUUGCUUUUGAAGUUAUGGCAAAGAGAAGAAGAUUUGUUCUGUCGUCGUGUUCUUCUUAAAGAAUCAAGACUAGAGUCAAUCAAAAGAGAGAUCUUUCAGCUUUGUUGUUUCUUCCUAGUCUUCCAUGGGUUCUUCUUCACACUUGUCUACUCUUCUUCUUGUUCUGAUGAUGCUGACGUGGUGAAAAGUAAUGCGGUUUGCAAGAAAUGGUGGAUACCUUCUGCAGUGUCAUUAGCUACUUCAUUGGUUCUGGUGUUUCUUGUUCAAGCUAAGCUGUUUGUGUUCUGGAAAGUUUACAGAGGUGUUAAUAGGGAGAGGAAUGAUAAUAGAACGCUUACACGGUGUGUUUUGGAGUUGAGGAUGAAAGGGUCGAGCUUUGAUUUGUCGAAAGAGCCGAUGAGUGGGAAGAGGAUGAAGAGUUCAAGCGUUGAGAUCAAGUGGAAACCUGUUACUUGGUUCUCUCAGUAUUUGAUAACUAUUGUUCUUCUUUGCUCUGCAGGGUUGUUCUUCCCGGUCUCAAAGUUCAUCCUCUGCGGAUUUUGACAAACUCUUCCUAUUCACUGUUUGUUCGGACUCUGCAUUCUUUCUUCAACCUUCAUUGUGGGGAUGAUGCUUUUGGUCCGAUCUUACCAUUGGCCUCUGUUCUAGCUUUGAGAGAGUAGCUGUCAAAUCUCCCAGACUGAAGAUUCGCCGGAGGGAAUAAGAACAACCUGUAACUUUUAGCAGUACUCACACAUAGUAGAAAAUUGAUGUAAUUCGGGAUUAGAAUUCUGAUCUUGAUCUUAUUAAUUUCAUUCUUCGUUAAUAAUAAACAACAUUGCUUGUAUAGUAACAAAUUUUUGCAAUAAAUAAAAUGCCAGAUUCAGAACUGCAAACUUUCAAUGUAU